Molecule: messenger RNA, 357 nt
Organism: Symbiodinium necroappetens
Lineage: Eukaryota; Dinophyceae; Suessiales; Symbiodiniaceae
Source: the annotation of a GenBank genome assembly
AUGAGUUGGCUCAAGAGUGGAAGCACCAUUCCAACUACAUUGCAAACAACACCUCAUUGGGCGACGGCAUUCCCGUCGACACUCUCGACGUUGACGAGUACAACGAGCUCUUCGAUCAAAAAGCAUUUAUCUAUGAAAAGACCAGGAGAGCCACUGUUGUCGAUCCAGGUUUAUGCUUCGGUUUCUGCAGUAUGCCAUGUCAUGCACAGGAACCGCUGGGACAAGGGUUGGUCCAAGAAUUGCUGGAACUUUUGGUGCUGGCCGCGCUGGCCGGCUGCCGGUUUCCGAGAAGGAGAGCAGUUUCGGAACACCGUGUUUGCAACUGUGACAUCUGAGGCCGAACUCGGCGAGUUCUGA